This is a messenger RNA of Xenia sp. Carnegie-2017, 2436 nucleotides long. Its product is annotated as alpha-1,6-mannosyl-glycoprotein 4-beta-N-acetylglucosaminyltransferase-like. NCBI's taxonomy places the organism in Eukaryota, Metazoa, Cnidaria, Anthozoa, Malacalcyonacea, Xeniidae. The transcript has 8 exons. Gene Ontology annotation, molecular function: acetylglucosaminyltransferase activity. The record is from RefSeq and is a predicted model, not a curated record. Gene Ontology annotation, biological process: protein N-linked glycosylation. The coding region runs from base 51 to 1631 and encodes 526 amino acids.
ACGGUAGUGUUUAUAUUUGUAUUCAAGGGCGGACGUUUGAAGAAUUUUGGAUGCUUCUGAGUCGAAGCUGUAAAAUUGGCCCGUCGGUAACAGUGGCUAUUUUGUUCUCCUUGUUUAAUACACUGAUUAUUAUUGUGUAUUUAGGUCCACUUCAUAACAAAGAUGGCAGUUUAAAUCCCGGUACUUUGCCUUGCCCUUCUUCAAACUUGAUGAGUCAUGGAGAAGGUGAACAACAAGUAUUGGUGGUGAAUCACAAUGAGUUAGACUCAUUUGAAAAUGAAUUCAAGGAAAAUAAUUUCAACAACAACCGCACAGAGAAGACAUUGUUUAAGCUAAGUGAUAAAGCAAACUCGUUAAAACGUAGAAACAAUCUUCAACAUGCUAAAGACAAAUUAAAGUUUAAUGCCAAUCUAAUGAAAAUGAUUGGGCACAGUCCAGCCGAACCUGUUGACAUUGUUAUUGGCAUUCCGACGGUAAAGAGACAAUCAGAGGAAUAUCUUACUUCAACUUUGCGUCAAUUAGUAAAUUUUCUAAAUACGGACGAAAGGAAGCGAUGUCAUAUCGUAGUGUUUACUGCAAACUUCGAUGGCGAUGGCAACGAAAGAACGGCCGAGUUUAUAAAUCAACAGUUCGCGAAUGAAGUUGAAUUGGGUUUAAUACAAGUCAUCAAACCAGACAAGUCGUUUUAUCCAACAUUAAAGGAUCUGCCUUUGCUAUGGAAAGAUAAACCAGAUCGGGUGUUUUGGCGUUCAAAGCAAUGCAUCGAUUAUGCCCUUUUGUUUCUUUAUUGUCGAAAUCUAGGAAAGUACUACCUCCAAUUAGAAGAUGAUGUUUCCAUAUCUCCAUCUUAUUUCAGGGAAAUGAAAAAUUUCAUUGUUGCUCGCGGUUCUACGCGCUGGUCAACUUUACAGUUUGGUCCGGGUGGCUUUAUCGGCAUGCUUUUUAGAACAGUUGACCUGGAUCGACUGGCGCUAUUUGUAAAAAUGUAUUAUUGGGUCUUUCCUGUUGAUCUUCUUUUCCGACAUUUUAACGACAUUCAUUUGUUUGGAAAUAGUCCCCGUGAUGUGUAUAGUCCCCCUUGUUUCAUACAUCUUGGAAAACAGUCUUCUCUAAAAGGCCAAACUCGUAAGGUCGACGAUGAUAUCAGAAAAAUGAUGAAAUCAAGGCCAAUCAUAAGACGAUAUACUAAUGCAGAAAAUCCUAGUGCGUUCCUCUCUACAAGUAUUCGAACCGUUGAACAAAAUACGAUAGAUCGACCAUAUAGGAAAUUGAACGUCGGAUAUUUUUGGGGUAGUAAUGUCAAUCUUAAUGAUUUCAUCUUACUGGACUUUGUGAAAAAAGUGCGCCUGGCUCGAGUGAUCUUCGAUAGCGGAGCCUCGUUUGCCCCGAUCGACAUUUUAGCAGAUGCAAAGCUAGAAACUGCUCACUCAGCGGUGACGGAUGGCUGCUUAGCUGAAGAAUCCAUUUUGUUACCAAGAUCCAUCGCGAAUGGAAUUGUGGAUUCUGGCUGGUUGAAAAAUGUAGAGUAUUCAGUGAAAUGUAUCAAAAUGACGAUAACAAAACUGAAUUUGGAUGAACGUGGUAAGCCAACAUGGUUGCUGAUAAAAGAGAUCGCGGUUUGGACGAAAUGAUUUUGAUGGAAUUAAUCAUUAAUUGUGAUUAUUUAUGUUUUUUUACUAUUUGAAAUGUGUAUGUUAUUAAAAUGGGCUGUUUUUUGAUUUUCAGUUGCUUGAAACAGGCAGUGGCCUAGGAAACUCGUUAAUUGUGAGGGCACAAAUCUGUUGAAAACAAUGGAUUUCAUAGAAACGUAAUGCGGCAGAACAUGAAUAUAUGAAUACCCCAAUUAACAAUUUUACUACGCCACUGGAAACAGGUGGGAAACUUUGUGUCUGUGAUUUCUUGAUUUUCUUCUCAAACUUAAGUAAACAGUGAGAAACACGCUUCAAAUGAAGAGGAUUACCAACCAGGUGUCUCUAUUGGGAAUUGAACAAACUAAUUUCAUAAAUGCGAUCCCAUUGUAAAUCCUGGGGCUGUUUCUCCGAUAGUUAUUUGUCCCGGUCGUAGACUACCCGGUUGCUCAUGCCAAAGCACGCAAAGACAUGUGGGAUGUCCUCUCUCAUGUCUUCCAUUCCAACUUUGAGAUUUGUAAAGAUUGAAAACUGAAGAAUAUUUUAGUAAAAAAUGCGAGAUAAGUGGAAGAAGAAACGUAUGCGAAGGUUGAAGCGAAAGCGCAGAAAAAUGCGAGCCAGGUCAAAGUAGAGUGGAUGCAAAAGACUUGGAAAAUUUGAUGAAAAUUGAAAAGAGUGUCAUUGUGUGAUGAAGUCCAUCCUGAGUGAUGUUAUGUUGUGACUGAUUUUAAUAGACAUUUUCAAUUUAAUAUUUUGAAUCAUUCCAUGUCAAAUUGUAAUAUUGUUUCCUUAAAAGUUUUAAAAUUUC